Impatiens glandulifera is the source of this 864-nucleotide messenger RNA. Its product is annotated as TBC1 domain family member 5 homolog A-like. The transcript has 3 exons. The record is from RefSeq and is a predicted model, not a curated record. Lineage: Eukaryota; Viridiplantae; Streptophyta; Magnoliopsida; Ericales; Balsaminaceae. Bases 1 to 864 code for a protein of 287 amino acids.
AUGUUUAAACGUUCUACUUAUGAGGCUAUCUAUACACUGGACCCUGCCAAGAACAAUGAAACACUUAAGGCUGCACUGUUAAGUCUCGAUGAGGUGUACGAUGUCAAAAUUUUGGAUGACAAGCGGCGCAUAAUAAUAACGGCGAAGAUGAAACCGGAAGAGAUGAUAAGAUACAUGCAGACGUAUUUGGAUAUAAAUGCACACUGUGAGUCUUCUUUGAAGAUCAAGUCAUCCAAAUCCAAAUCCAUGUCCAAAUCCAAGGGUGCUUCUUCUUCCUCUGCUGGCGGCGCAAAUGAAGAAGAAGACUUCUUCGAUCCUCUCCCACCUCCCCGUCCUCCUCCAUCUGCUGUAUAUGAACAACGUCCUGUUGAUUUUCCAAUUGGCCCAACUGACCAAUUUAUUUCGGUGCAGUAUCCCCCAUAUAACAACAACAACACUAAUUAUGAUCAACAUCAAUAUGCCUCUGGAAAUAACUAUCCGAAUCCAUACCUUGAUUAUAAUAACAAUCAGCCUCCUCAGUAUUCUUCUUCUUCUUCUGAUUAUUAUAAUAACAAUCAGCCUCCUCAGUAUUCUUCUUCUUCUGAUUAUUAUAAUAAUUAUAAUCAGCCUCAGUAUUCUUCUUCUUCUGAUUAUAAUAACAAUCAACCAGCUCAGUAUUCUUCUUCUUCUGAUAAUUAUAAUAACAAUCAACCAGCUCAGUAUUCUUCUUCUUCUGAUUAUAAUUACCAGCAGCCACCAUCGACUGGGGGAAAUCAGAUGCCAUAUAACAACAAUAACAUGGGUGGUCACGGCGGCAGUGGCAGUGGCAGUGGCGGCGGCUAUAACAAUAAUGAUCAGAAUCCAGAUGGUUGCUUCAUUAUGUGA